Messenger RNA from Candoia aspera, 2012 nucleotides. RefSeq names its product solute carrier family 25 member 24 (gene SLC25A24). Gene Ontology annotation, biological process: ATP transport; transmembrane transport; ADP transport. The record is from RefSeq and is a predicted model, not a curated record. The transcript is spliced from 10 exons. Lineage: Eukaryota; Metazoa; Chordata; Lepidosauria; Squamata; Candoiidae. Gene Ontology annotation, cellular component: mitochondrial inner membrane. The coding region runs from base 99 to 1523 and encodes 474 amino acids. Gene Ontology annotation, molecular function: calcium ion binding; ATP transmembrane transporter activity.
UUCUUGAGUGCAUCGGGUUUUGACUCGCUUCUUGCUAUUUAUCCCCAUUUUGUUGUUCUCUAGCCCUCUCGACUAAAAAGGUCUUCUUAGACUGCACAAUGUUUCCCUUCUUGAGGGGCUUUGUGCUCCGGGAGGCUGUCUGUGAAGCGCCCGAAAGUAUUUCGAGGUACGAAAACCUCUUCAAGAAACUAGAUCGCAACGGGGACGGUCGAGUGGACAUUGCUGAGCUACAAAGUGGCCUUAAAGAGUUGGGCAUCCCUCUGGGAGAUGACGCGGAGAAGAAAAUUUUCAGGGCUGGAGACACUAAUCAGGAUGGAAGACUGGACUUUGAAGAGUUUACACAUUAUCUUAAAGACCAUGAGAAGAAAAUGAAACUUGCAUUUAGAAGUCUGGAUAAAAAUAAUGAUGGUGUAAUUGAAGCCUCAGAGAUUGUUCAGUCUCUGAAGAUACUGGGCAUAGAUGUUUCUGAAAAGCAGGCAGAGAAGAUUCUAAAAAGCAUGGAUGCUGAUGGGACAAUGUCAGUGGACUGGAAUGAAUGGCGAGAUCAUUUUCUCUUUAAUCCUGCUACAGACAUUCAAGGAAUCAUCCGUUACUGGAAACAUUCCACAGUAUUAGAUAUUGGAGAUAGUUUAACUAUUCCUGAUGAAUUCACUGAAGAAGAGAAGAAGACUGGCCAGUGGUGGAAGCAGCUUUUGUCAGGUGGAGUUGCUGGUGCUGUGUCUCGAACAGGCACAGCCCCCCUGGAUCGUCUCAAAGUUAUGAUGCAGGUGCAUGGCUCAAAGGGGAAAAUGAAUAUAGCUGGUGGCUUGCAACAAAUGGUGAAAGAAGGAGGAGUCCGUUCCCUUUGGAGGGGAAAUGGUGUAAAUGUUGUUAAAAUUGCACCUGAAACAGCUAUCAAGUUCUGGGCCUAUGAACGGUAUAAGAAAAUGUUUGUUAAUGAAGAGGGAAAAAUAAGAACUAUAGAACGGUUUAUAUCUGGUUCUCUGGCUGGAGCAACUGCACAGACAUCUAUUUAUCCCAUGGAGGUAUUAAAAACAAGACUGGCAGUGGGUAAAACAGGACAGUAUUCUGGGAUGUUUGACUGUGCUAAGAAGAUUUUAAAAAUGGAAGGAGUGAAAGCCUUUUACAAAGGUUAUAUUCCCAAUAUUUUGGGAAUAAUUCCAUAUGCUGGCAUAGAUCUGGCUGUUUAUGAGGCAUUGAAGAAGAUGUGGUUAGAAAAAUAUGCCACAGACUCUGCCAACCCUGGCGUGUUAGUAUUGCUUGGAUGCGGUACUUUAUCCAGUACUUGUGGCCAGUUAGCCAGUUACCCACUUGCCCUUAUCCGAACUCGAAUGCAGGCUCAAGCAAUGGUAGAAAGUGGCCCUCAACUAAACAUGGUUGGCCUUUUCCGAAGGAUUGUUGCUAAAGAAGGAAUCCUUGGACUAUACAGGGGCAUAGCUCCAAACUUCCUGAAGGUGCUUCCUGCUGUCAGCAUCAGCUAUGUGGUAUAUGAAAAGAUGAAAGAGAACUUGGGAAUUGCAUAAAAGAGAAACCACGUGAGGCUAUCAAGGAAUAUUAACCCAGAUGAAAUCUUCUUGGAUGCUAAAUUCAUUCAUGUUUACAGUUAGAUACAAUUCUUCUAUGCAAAAAUUCUGCAAGUCUUGUCUUUAUGAAGUCUUGAUAGAGAAAAAACAUAUUUUCUGGAAACAGCUAGGUAAUGAAAAAAUUGUCAAGAAAUAUUUCAUUGCUUAUCUAGCUGCUUGUUGGAAAAGUUUUUGAGGAUAUCAUAAUUAUUUUAUUUCUCUAAAAUAUAUAUUACUGGGUUAAAGCUAUAUGAGCACUCUAUUAUGACAAUUUGCAUUUGAUUGCCUAGCGGGCAAUUCAUGAGCUUUCUAAACAUCCAAUAUUAUUUUACAUGCAUAUUUUGUAAUAUGAUAAUGAUUCUACUCUUUUUUUUGUUAAGUCUUUCUUUGUAAAUGCCAAAAAAAAUCUCAGAAAAAUUAUUCAGAAAGUCAUAAAAUGUCAUACUGAAA